Messenger RNA from Durio zibethinus, 880 nucleotides. The record is from RefSeq and is a predicted model, not a curated record. NCBI's taxonomy places the organism in Eukaryota, Viridiplantae, Streptophyta, Magnoliopsida, Malvales, Malvaceae.
GAAUGCCACAGAAAAAGACAUUAGCUAUAUUUAUUUAAGUAUUUUUUUAUUUAAAAAAGAAAUUAGUGAAAAAAAGAAGAUUUGCCCUCUUCCCAAGCGCUUCCCAAAUCUCAGACCCUAAAAAUCUCUGUUCUUGUGCGUCAAUGGCGGCCUUGUCAUCCUCAUCAACCUCCUACUCUUCCUCGGAUUCCUCGUCCGACUUGUCUUCCUCACACGCCAAACGACGUCAUCAUCGCAGCAACCGUCGCGACAGAGACAGAGAGUCUCUCAAGAUCCGGAAUAAGAGUCAUUCGCUAGAAGUGACAGUUCUUCGGAUAUUGAGCAUGAGUUCAAUCAUUCAAAGGUUAUUAGUUGAAGAAGGUGACAGGCCAAAGAAGUUGAAGGAAAAAGAACAGAGCACGAGUCAUCAAUAUAAAUGUCACAAGCAUAAAGUUAAAGAGUUUCUUGGGCGUGACAAGGAUAGUGGCGUAUGCAGUAGUACUGUAUCUGAUUCUAUUAAAACUUGAUAAGUCAAAGGAGGAUAAAGAGGCUGAGAGCAAAAGAAAUGAAUUAUUGAAGUUCUUAAAUGCUAGUUUUGGUUAACUUGGUGGGGCAGAAGUUCAAAUUGUAUUACGAAGGUAAGAUUGAUGGGGUGCGGUAUACCUUCUCAGCAUAAAAAUUCAAGUAUCUUUCCGAAGAUCAGGUUAAUCAUUGCUUUACAUCACAUUUAUAAAUCAUGUUUUCAUUAGUCCUUACAGAAUGUAGAAUAUCAUUAAUUUAAGCCUUUGAGAUUUUGUGAGAAUUAUGGUGAAUUGCUCAGAUCUCAGUGUUGUAUUUCAUGGAUUUGGUGCUUUCCUUCAUAUAUUGACUUUAUGUGAUCAAUCCUACAAAUUGAUGAGUA